GCAGGGAAAUCACUUGACAAAAUGUAUUCGAAAACUAUCGGUCAAUGUCAAGCCACUCAAGAACAUGUUUUGGCUGUCUCGAGAGACUUCAUUUCGCAGCCUCGGCUCACAUAUAAGACCGUCUCAGGUGUAAAUGGACCCUUGGUCAUAUUGGAUGAAGUAAAAUUUCCAAAGUUUGCUGAAAUUGUUCAAUUAAAACUUGCCGAUGGAUCUCUGAGGUCAGGCCAAGUAUUAGAAGUAUCUGGUUCUAAAGCAGUGGUUCAAGUAUUUGAGGGUACCUCCGGUAUUGAUGCAAAAAAUACUCAUUGCGAAUUCACUGGUGACAUUCUUCGGACACCAGUGUCAGAGGAUAUGUUGGGCCGUGUUUUCAAUGGAUCUGGCAAGCCAAUUGACAAAGGUCCUCCGAUUCUUGCUGAGGAUUUCUUAGACAUUGAGGGUCAACCAAUUAAUCCAUGGUCACGUAUUUAUCCCGAGGAAAUGAUUCAGACUGGCAUUUCAGCUAUUGAUGUUAUGAAUUCUAUUGCUCGUGGUCAAAAGAUACCUAUUUUUUCAGCAGCUGGUCUGCCACAUAGUGAGAUUGCUGCACAAAUCUGUCGUCAAGCUGGUCUUGUCAAAGUACCUGGAAAAUCAGUCUUGGAUUCUCACGAGGAUAACUUUGCCAUUGUAUUCGCAGCUAUGGGUGUAAACAUGGAAACUGCCCGUUUCUUCAAACAAGAUUUCGAAGAGAAUGGUUCCAUGGAAAAUGUGUGCCUGUUCUUAAACUUGGCCAAUGAUCCUACCAUUGAGAGAAUCAUUACCCCGCGUCUUGCUUUAACUGCGGCAGAAUUUUUAGCUUAUCAGUGCGAGAAACACGUUUUAGUUAUACUUACCGAUAUGUCCUCUUAUGCUGAGGCUCUUCGUGAAGUAUCAGCUGCUCGUGAGGAAGUACCCGGUCGACGUGGUUUCCCUGGUUACAUGUACACUGAUUUAGCUACCAUAUACGAACGAGCUGGCCGAGUAGAAGGUCGUAACGGUUCCAUCACUCAAAUUCCAAUUUUAACUAUGCCAAACGACGAUAUUACUCAUCCUAUUCCCGACUUGACUGGAUAUAUCACAGAGGGGCAAAUUUAUGUUGAUCGUCAACUUCAUAACAGACAAAUUUAUCCACCUGUUAAUGUACUUCCGUCUUUGUCCCGUCUAAUGAAGUCUGCUAUCGGCGAAGGCAUGACUCGAAAAGAUCACUCUGAUGUGUCUAAUCAAUUGUAUGCUUGUUAUGCUAUUGGAAAAGAUGUUCAAGCUAUGAAAGCUGUUGUCGGCGAAGAAGCUUUGACCCCCGAUGAUUUGUUGUACUUGGAGUUCCUUUCCAAAUUCGAGAAGAACUUCAUUUCUCAGGGAAGCUACGAAAAUCGUACUGUUUUUGAGUCACUAGAUAUUGGUUGGCAACUGUUACGUAUCUUCCCCAAGGAGAUGCUCAAGAGAAUCCCUGCUAGUACCCUUGCUGAAUUUUAUCCAAGAGAUUCCCGUCAUUAACUUUGUCUGUCUUAUAAUUUAAUUUCCAUCAUCCUGAAAGCUCCGAAAAAAAUUAUAAAUAAAAAAUCAGAUUGAGGCCUGACCUAAUUAGUAAACGUCAGAACGUUGAAAGUUUAUGUGAAUAAUGUUGUGGAAAAAUCGAGUCCUACAUCAACGAAAUUGUUACAGUAUUUUUGUUAAUCGUCAAAAGAAAGUAUAAGUCGAGGAAGUUGAAUGAAAUUAUUUUCGCAAAAUUCUACAUAGUCAUUUUCACAAAUUAGAGAAUUGGACAAUAACGAUAAGCCGUAUGCUAUUAAAUAAUGUUUUCACAGAACUUGUGUGUAAACGGUCAGAGCCAUGUUAUACUGUUCAACGUUAAUUCUAUAGCGCUAAUGUAAUUUUAAUUAUAAUGUUUUCUGUUUUAUUCGAAUGUUCGCUUACAGAAAGUGAUUGUGUAAAGUGUAAUAUAUUACUCAGUAUUAACAUAGAAAAAAGAGAUACGAUCAUAUCACUUUAUAUUCUUUUGUCCUACAUUCCAGUAAAAGUUUUUUGUUUGCGCUAACGUGAGAAAAAGUUAAGAAAACUAAUGUUCAUUCGAUGUGUCGAUGAGAAUGUUGAAACUUGUACGGAUACACAACUUUUUAAAUUGAUAUUCUAGAAGCACACUUGUUGCUUUAAUGUUACAUAGAAUAGUAUUCCUGUUUUAAAAUAAAUAUAUAAAAUAUAGUUUAAAUAUA
Molecule: messenger RNA, 2225 nt
Organism: Dufourea novaeangliae
Lineage: Eukaryota; Metazoa; Arthropoda; Insecta; Hymenoptera; Halictidae
Gene: Vha55
Product: V-type proton ATPase subunit B
Exons: 4
Coding region: 22-1509 (495 amino acids)
Biological process (GO): proton transmembrane transport; ATP metabolic process
Cellular component (GO): proton-transporting V-type ATPase, V1 domain
Molecular function (GO): ATP binding; proton-transporting ATPase activity, rotational mechanism
Source: RefSeq, a predicted model, not a curated record